GAUUUGAAGUUGUGAGGAGUGUUUCCAUCUGAAAUUUGGCCACAGAACGGACCAAAUGUCAUCCCUUCAGCCAUUCAGGUCUAUGCUCACCGGGGAACAUCAUUGAGCGCGCUCGUCCUCCCUAUUGCAGGGAGAACUUGAAGCUUAACGAGGGGAAGAAGAACGCCGGCCAAGAAUGUAGCUCUCCUAGUCCGUUUCGAAUCCAAGAGCAUUCAGUAGUCCAUUGACAGUCGCCCAACUCAAUGCUUAACCUGAGUGUUUUUGGACUGUCAUCGUUUCUUACCAUCGACGGGAGUCUUAGUGUUCAUAGUAGAGCAGUGAUUUUUCCAUUCAAUAUUGUUUGCUGGGCGUCCACCUCUUGCCUUAAGACAUGAUUUCGAGCAUUCGAAACCUUUGACAAUCAGUGCGAGUGAACGGCCAAAUAGUUGUCUGGGACUGUCCGUUAGCAGAGUGCUUGUUAAUUUCGUGCUUGAUAAAGAGUUGUAAAUCCGUCGAGAAAUUGUAAAGACAAACACACGAUCGUGAGCGGUGUAGUGACCAAAUCUACAAGAAUAACACACAAACGUCUGAUAAAAACGCACCCACACUCACAGCAUCGCGAAAGGCACAGCAGUAUGAGCUGAAUCCAUGGGCAACUUGGCGUAAAUUCUGGCUUUUCUUGCAUCAAUCCGAGGUGUUGGAACUACUACAAAAUGUCCGCUCAAAGGAUAAUCGUUUUAUCUCUCUUGGCCGUGGCGCUCGUGCAUGGAAACGCCAUCAAAGGACCACCCUUAGCUGAUCCGAAAGAGGUGCAGAACGUGGUCAGACUUGGAGAGGAUACCAAGAUCGUGUGUCCCAUCUCCGGAUAUCCUCGUCUCAUCAUCUCGUGGAGCAAAGGCAACGACGACGUCAUGGAGUACUCGUGGACACGCUUUCGACGUAACAAAAAAUCCCUGAAAAUCAAAGAUGUGGAGCUGGGGGAUGCUGGCACGUAUGUGUGCAAGGGAACCAAUGGUUUCGGCUCGGAUGAGGCGAAAAUCAAACUGAUCGUCAUCGAUCCGGCCGAUUUUCCAAGUUUGGAUAAAGGAGAACUUCCAGAUGUGUCUCUGCCUUCGUUUACAGAAGAUACCCUGUCUAGGGCCUCUUCCUAUAUCUUUGAAACCAACGAUCGCAUCCACAUUCCAUGUAGGGCAAAUGGCAAACCAGAGCCCAAGGUCCAAUGGCUGCGUUACAGGACCGAGUUUCAGGGCCCUGAACCCUUGAACCAUCACUCCGGCAUGGCAUCCUUGAACAUCAAUAACGCCAAGCAGAGUCAUGAAGGGAUCUACGGGUGCAUUGCCCGAAACCGAUUCGGUGAAGUGGCCCGUAAUUUCACGAUUGAGGUCGAGGAGCCGGACUUGGUGCUGUCGAAUGGGUUCAAAAACUACACUGUCGAGGAGGGCGAACCCGCAGCUUUGGAAUGCAAAGUGGAGGGCUCGAGCUCGUUCAAGUUGAGUUGGCUCAAGAAGUACAGAGGGCCUGAGGUGCGGUCAGACAUCAUUGACGUUGGAGAUCAGAAGUUCAUACGGAUCCAAAAUCACUCCAAGAGCACCUUGAAUAGUGGGAACAACGAAUAUAUCAAUACCCUUCUGAUACCCAAUGCCCACGAGAGUGAUGCCGGCAUGUAUGUCUGCGUGACAGAGAGCCAAACUGGCUUCGGCUUCAAGAAUUACCUUUUGAGCGUCACUAAACUCCGACCGACCGAUUCCGUGGAGAUUGCGCCUCUGCUGAUCGCGGUGAUUUGUGUCUCAGUGGUGGCAUUCUUCAUUCUCAUGCUCAUUUUGAUCCGCGUAUUCCGAAACAGGCCGAAGAAGCCCCUCGUUUCCGAAACCCCGGAUGUGCAAGAGAAUCUCAUGAGACAGCAACAGCAACGACGACAACAACAACAACAACAACAACAGCAGGAACAUCAACAGGAACAAAAGUCUCAACAGCAGCAGCCACAGCAGCAGCCACAGCAGCGGCAACCAAUACAUAUGCAGCAACAGACUCAGGCUCAACAUCUGCUACACUUGACCCAGGCACCCAGGGACCUCCGGGCCAUUCCCAAUCAGUAUCACAUUAAACAGACACAACAACAAUACCAGGCCAACGUGAAUAACAACCGUAAUAUGAAUAUCCACCUCAACAAACUAGAUCAGCCUCUUCCACCCCCACCGCCUCCUCCGUCGCUCCAUAACGAGGGGAGUUCCUCGUCCAACAACCCUCAAUGGGCCAUCUAUCCACCGACCAACAGCCUGUUGAACUACACGGACUCUUCAGUCUAUAAUGGCAGCAGUCUGUACGGCGGGAAUGGUGGGGGUCCGCCUCAAAAUGAGUACGAAGUGCCUCACGUGAAUUCUAUGAUGGGCAUGAGGAACAAAAAUCAGGCCCUGGGUGCCCCGGCUAGUCUCCACUCCGGUGGUUAUGGGAACAACCCCAAAAGUGCCCAUCAGCCGAUUUAUCCAUACCGGAGUCAGCAGUAUGGAUUCUAUGACGACUAAGUGACUAGGUUGCAUCCCUGGGGCCCCGUGUUCUUCACACAAGGCUGGACAAUGCAAUUGAAGCCAUUGGAGGUUGAAGAUCAUCAUAAUUGAAAAUCUAGUCGAGAAAAAAAACUGAAAUUCAUUGGCUUCUGAACAAAAGCGCAGUGCUCCUUGGCUCCCAAAUUCAUUCUGAACAAGAUACCUUUACGGAUUCGAUCCAACUACCAUCUGAUGACUCUUCUCAUCGGACAAGUUGUUCAUCAUGCAAAUUAGAUAUUUCUUAAUAAACAUAAGUGUCUAUGGAAA
Tigriopus californicus is the source of this 2789-nucleotide messenger RNA. RefSeq names its product fibroblast growth factor receptor-like 1. The transcript is spliced from 5 exons. The record is from RefSeq and is a predicted model, not a curated record. The coding region runs from base 693 to 2501 and encodes 602 amino acids. NCBI's taxonomy places the organism in Eukaryota, Metazoa, Arthropoda, Copepoda, Harpacticoida, Harpacticidae. Gene Ontology annotation, molecular function: fibroblast growth factor binding; fibroblast growth factor receptor activity. Gene Ontology annotation, biological process: cell adhesion; axon guidance. Gene Ontology annotation, cellular component: plasma membrane.